Molecule: messenger RNA, 2414 nt
Organism: Pelodiscus sinensis (Chinese soft-shelled turtle)
Lineage: Eukaryota; Metazoa; Chordata; Testudines; Trionychidae
Gene: KLHL7
Product: kelch like family member 7
Biological process (GO): protein ubiquitination
Cellular component (GO): Cul3-RING ubiquitin ligase complex
Molecular function (GO): protein binding
Source: RefSeq, a predicted model, not a curated record
UCGCCUUUGAGAAUUAUGUAGGAUACUCCUCAGGAGCUCGCGUUCUACCUAUGGAACGCUGGCAAUAGAUGUAUCGCGCGCCCCCAGCCCCGGAGCGCUGCAGACGCGGCGGGCCCUAGGCUGCAUUCCCAGGAGUCUGCGCUACGGGCUGCUUGUCCCCGCGGCUGCUUCUGGGCUUCGAUCAGCUCUGCUGCUCCGGCUGCCGCGGCAGGUGGUUACCCAAGCGGCUCGCCCUGUGGGCUGCCUGGUUGCAGAAGCAGCAGGAAAUUCUGCGACGGUGCAACCUCCUCGUCAGUCUGGGAUCUUGGCUGGGGCCGUUGGGCUGGCUUAUAAUUUGCUUCCAUUGGCUGCUGUGCAUGGGCCUGUCUGGGUCCUGCAAGCCCUUGUUUUCUUAGUGGUGAGAGGAGGGGAGCAUGGCAGCCUCUGCAUCAGAAAAAAGCAACAAGAAGAAAACAGAGAAGAAACUUGCCGCCCGAGAAGAAGCUAAGCUGCUGGCGAGCUUUAUGGGAGUCAUGAAUACCAUGCGAAAACAGAAAACUCUCUGUGAUGUCAUUCUCAUGGUCCAGGAAAGGAAGAUCCCAGCUCAUCGUGUUGUGCUUGCUUCAGCCAGUCACUUUUUUAACUUGAUGUUUACUACAAAUAUGCUUGAAUCAAAGUCCUUUGAAGUGGAGCUAAAAGAUGCAGAGCCUGACAUUAUUGAACAGCUUGUGGAGUUUGCUUAUACGGCAAGAAUUUCCGUUAAUAGCAAUAACGUCCAGUCUUUACUAGAUGCAGCAAACCAAUAUCAAAUAGAACCUGUGAAAAAAAUGUGUGUGGAUUUUUUGAAAGAGCAGGUGGAUGCUUCAAACUGUCUUGGUAUAAGUGUAUUAGCAGAAUGCCUAGACUGUCCAGAACUGAAGGCCACUGCAGAUGACUUUAUCCAUCAGCACUUCACUGAAGUUUACAAGACAGAUGAGUUUCUACAGCUUGAUGUUAAACGUGUGACACAUCUCCUGAACCAGGACACACUGACUGUAAGGGCAGAAGAUCAGGUUUAUGAUGCAGCAGUCAGGUGGCUGAAGUAUGAUGAGCCUAACCGCCAGCCGUACAUGGUUGAUAUCCUUGCUAAAGUCAGGUUUCCUCUUAUAUCGAAGAACUUCUUAAGUAAAACAGUACAAGCUGAGCCACUUAUUCAGGAUAACCCUGAAUGUCUUAAAAUGGUGAUCAGUGGAAUGCGGUAUCAUUUGCUGUCUCCAGAGGACAGAGAAGAGCUAGUAGAGGGCACGCGGCCGAGAAGGAAAAAACAUGAUUACCGCAUUGCCUUGUUUGGGGGAUCACAGCCACAGUCUUGCAGAUACUUUAAUCCAAAGGAUUACAGCUGGACAGACAUCCGCUGUCCCUUUGAAAAGCGCAGAGAUGCAGCUUGUGUCUUCUGGGACAAUGUAGUUUAUAUUUUGGGAGGCUCCCAACUUUUCCCCAUAAAGCGAAUGGACUGCUACAAUGUGGUGAAGGAUAGCUGGUAUUCCAAACUGGGACCUCCAACGCCUCGAGAUAGCCUUGCAGCUUGUGCUGCGGAGGGCAAAAUUUAUACAUCUGGUGGUUCAGAAGUGGGAAACUCUGCUCUGUAUUUGUUUGAAUGCUAUGAUACACGAACAGAAAGCUGGCACACCAAGCCUAGCAUGCUGACUCAGCGGUGCAGUCAUGGGAUGGUGGAGGCAAAUGGCCUGAUUUAUGUAUGUGGAGGAAGCUUGGGAAACAAUGUUUCUGGAAGAGUCCUGAAUUCCUGUGAAGUUUAUGAUCCGGCAACAGAAACGUGGACUGAGCUGUGUCCAAUGAUAGAAGCCAGGAAGAAUCAUGGGCUGGUGUUCGUAAACGACAAAAUAUUUGCUGUGGGUGGACAAAAUGGCUUAGGUGGCCUAGACAACGUGGAAUAUUAUGAUAUUAAGAUGAAUGAAUGGAAGAUGGUAUCACCAAUGCCAUGGAAGGGUGUGACAGUGAAGUGUGCUGCUGUGGGCUCUAUAGUCUAUGUCCUGGCUGGCUUUCAGGGUGUGGGCCGAUUAGGGCACAUCCUUGAGUAUAAUACUGAAACAGACAAGUGGAUAGCAAACUCCAAAGUCCGUGCUUUCCCAGUGACGAGUUGUUUAAUCUGUGUUGUUGAUACUUGUGGAGCAAAUGAAGAAACGCUAGAGACAUGAAGGCCUCAAGGAGAAGUCAGGACAUUCUUCAGAGACUUGGAAAAGAUGGCCAUCGGUGCUUUGCUUUUGGAUUUUAUUGAUUCUUGUUAAACUGAAUAAUCUUGAAAAACUGAGAUGUAGCCCUCACAUUUGUAUAUACAGUAUGUGCCCAUUUAAUUUUUACCCUUUGUUCUAAAAGAUGGGAUGUAUUUCAAGAUUCCAGUAUCCUAGCUCAGAACACGACACGUUUUCUUGAACAAA